AUGGGAUGGUUCUGGGCUGAUCAGUCGCCCGCCAUCGGGCAGAUGCCCAGAGACCACCUCGCUGGCUUUGCUGGCAAGGAGCCACCUGCCAGCUGCCCGAUGCACAAGAAGUCACUCGGUAAACUUAAUCCUCAGGCCCAGGCGACGAAACCCGCGUCUCCUAUCCCUUCUACUACCGGCUGCCCUGUCCCGCACGACCAGAGGGCCGCUGCCGUCGCCGCUGCCACCUCGAAGCCGGCCUCUGCUACCUCCGAGCCCAAGUCGAUCAUAUCGCAGCUGAACCCCCUCAACUACAUGUUCCCUGACCUGUCUCAGAAGCGCGCGCCAAACCAAAAGAUCGCGCUGCCCACGUCGCGAGAAGAGUCAACGAUCCCCAAGGGCGACGGCGCUGGCACGUGGGAGUACCCGUCACCGCAGCAAAUGUACAAUGCGCUGCUGCGCAAGGGCUAUACGGAUACGGACAUUACGGCUGUUGAGUCCAUGGUCUCAGUCCACAACUUCCUCAACGAGGGCGCCUGGGCGGAGAUUAUGGGCUGGGAGCAGCGCUUCCACCGCGGCCUCUACCACGGCUGGCAGCUGUGCAAACGGGGCGAGGAUCACUUCGAGGAGGAGCUGGAUCGCAACUGGGACGGCAAGGAGCCUGAACCCAGCCUCAUUCGGUUUCAAGGCAGACCAAAGGAUAUGACGCCCAAGGCAGCCAUGCUCCAGGUGCUGGGCUGGAUUUAUCCAUCCAAGUUUGGAACUGAGCCCCCUUUUGACCGACACGACUGGUAUGUCUCCCGCGAGGUCAACGGCGAGCAGAAGGAGAUUCGAUACAUCAUCGACUACUACUCUGACGAAGCUGCUGACGCUGAUGAGAGCGACGAGCCUGUCUUCUACCUCGAUGUUCGCCCCGCGGCCACGCCUCAGGGCGCCGCUGAGAGAAUUAUCCGAUGGAGCAGCGACGUGUGGUGGAAGGCCAUCGGUGGCGACGUGCGAGAGCAGAACCCGCAACCAUUCUUCCGCCACAAUUCACCCAAGCCUUUCGGCUAA
Molecule: messenger RNA, 1032 nt
Organism: Cordyceps militaris CM01
Lineage: Eukaryota; Fungi; Ascomycota; Sordariomycetes; Hypocreales; Cordycipitaceae
Product: cytochrome c heme lyase
Exons: 3
Coding region: 1-1032 (343 amino acids)
Biological process (GO): cytochrome c-heme linkage
Cellular component (GO): mitochondrion
Molecular function (GO): holocytochrome-c synthase activity
Source: RefSeq, a predicted model, not a curated record